AUGGCUGUGCAUUUAUGGCCAGUCCGGAACAAUGAACAAGGUGCUGCGCAGCACUCAUUGCCAGGUGCUGAUACCUGUCGAGGUAAACUUGUGAUGCAAGUUGACAAAUUCAACUGGCACUACAUCCAAUGUCAGUUGCGCUCACGAGAUGAUCUGUCCCACCUGAUUCUCUGCAACCUGCAAGAGUUCGAUACUGGCUACCUGCAGGCCCUCCUUGAUGAUGAUAAAGUAGUCAUUGCGUCUCAUGAACAAGAUGUGAGAGAUAAUGGAUAUGGCCCACUCAUUCCUUGUCAUUUUGUUGCCUCCCUGUCUCAGCAAAAACAACUUUGCCCACAUUGGCAUCAAUCCAAUGACGGAACAUUGGCACGUGGAGCGUUACUUAAAUGGGAGCACCGUUGUACUGCAAAAUUUGAUAUCUAUGUACCUGAGGACUUACCUGCAUGCCCCCAAGUUGCUGUUAUAUGGACUGGCAGCUUGCUGAUGCAACUCCACGUCGGAUUGUUUUGGACUCAGGGCUUCAUGAGAGGACUUUGUAUAGCAUUAGGAUGGGUAGCAGACCGAAGCCCUUGUCUUUCCGAUAUUCAUCCAUUGCUUGCCAACCUUGAUCAUGUCCGGCGUCUAAUCAAUGUUUUCCACUUCGAAAAGUAUCCCCUUGGUACUGGUUUUGAAGGUGCAAGGCUCCUAGUGGAUGAAGAAAACAAACAGUCGCGAGAACAACGCUAUGUUCGCUGUGCAGAGACCUACACUCUCACGGCAAAGACUGAAUUUCAUCUUGUUAUUUGUAUGACAAGUAACAUGUCUCACCGUCUCUUGGGUGCAAAACGCAUCUCAAUCGACACAUCUUUCAAGUGCCUUCAUGACUGGCAGGAAUUUGAGAUUGAAGCAUGGGAUAGCGAACAUAUGCGAUCUGUGAUGGGUGCAAGAGCUUUCACAACAUCUCAAAGUGCCCAAGCACACUUAAUUCUCUUCCGGCGUAUUUUUGAGAUUGCUGAAGAAGAUACAGGACUAUCAGUGUCCUUCCAACACAUUCACGGCACAGGGUAUGAGUCUGUUGUUGCCGACGGACACAUGGGGCAGGGACUAGGUGAAUUGUCUGUCUCGGGAUGUUCUGCGUCGAACUCUGUAAGAAUAAUAACACGUUCUGUGUUUACGAAAAACAAUGUCUGCUCCAGUGACCUGGAUCCAUAUGCUCACUUGCGUCGUUUCUACCGUGUUUGUGUCACGCACUUCAAGCGCAAUGUUCAGGCACUCCGAACCUAUGUGUCAAGUGAGGUAUAUUCUGCAAUGUUGAGUUUAGCAUCUUCGGAGCCACAUCCGGACAUCAACAAGACACUAGCAACCAUCCGCGGCGGUGGGAGGAAAGCUCAAGCUUGGUUGAAGGAUAAAUUAGAAACAAAUAAAUUUGUGCUUGCUGCAAUAUACCGCCCAGCAAGCCUAAUACCCAAAGUCAUUUGGAGAGCCUGUCCAUCGACUACGAACGGCAAUGAGCAAGCCCAUCACAGUGCAAAUCGUGAUGGUGUUAAUCUCACCCUUCUUGGUGGCAUCAUGCGGGGUCGCGACUUUGAUGAGCGUGCUGCACAAAGUAUGGAAGUCCAUACAUCCUUGGGUAUCAACACCCGCGAUCAAGAUGCUACACAUGUCCGCCGUGCCACAAGAUCUAUUGUUCGACAAGUUGCAAUCGCUAAGGAUGCACCUUCAAGACCGAGCAAUGCCACGCACAUCUUGAUCUCGGCAUCAGAAAACCAAAAUAUGGCACUGCCAUCACUGCAUGCAGGCCUUGUUCAAUAUGCACCGUGCCCAUCGCAUACGCUCGAGUCUGCAAUGCAAUCCGACGUGACUGGAACACCAGAAAUUUGGCCAAGAUGGACAGCUACAACACUCCCACUGCCACCACCACAAUAUCAUGCUGAGGGCAAGCUUCCGCUGAGUCAUUUCAGCACCCUCACAGGCGCACUCGAUGACAGUAAGCCUAGUAAUGUUACUUUAAUCACUGUCUCGUCAAGAAGGGCACGUACCAUAGCACCACUGCCCUCGACAUACAUCAGCACACUUCAGUAUGCGUUGACACCUGGUGCGAACAUUGUUGACUACUGGCCAUCACCAAAAGUCAUCAGCAACUCAAACACAGACACGUGUAAGAGCAACCCACCAGCAUCCGAGGGGCACCGCAUCCGGAUUCCACUAUCACAGUUCAGCACCCUAACUGGAGCUCUCGAGGAAGGACAGGUAUCUUGA
Messenger RNA from Suillus paluster, 2235 nucleotides. RefSeq lists its product as uncharacterized. The transcript is spliced from 10 exons. Bases 1 to 2235 code for a protein of 744 amino acids. Lineage: Eukaryota; Fungi; Basidiomycota; Agaricomycetes; Boletales; Suillaceae. The record is from RefSeq and is a predicted model, not a curated record.